Messenger RNA from Trachemys scripta elegans, 2162 nucleotides. RefSeq names its product butyrophilin subfamily 2 member A1-like. The record is from RefSeq and is a predicted model, not a curated record. The coding region runs from base 697 to 1905 and encodes 402 amino acids. Lineage: Eukaryota; Metazoa; Chordata; Testudines; Emydidae. Gene Ontology annotation, molecular function: protein binding. The transcript is spliced from 17 exons.
CCCCGCACGGCCCAUCUUCAGUCAGUGCAAGUGCUUCUGGUGAGGACAUGCACCACUGACAGAAGGAGGGUAACGUGGACAUCAUGCUCUGCUUACUACUGUGGUGGCUGUAAGUCAACCUCACAUAGGUCGAUUUAAGUUUGUAGUGUAGACAGGCCCAAAGACAGUGAAUGCCCCUUCGAGCUCUCCGCCCACAAAGUACAAAUUACUGGGUAGGCUCUCAUACUCCCUUUGUUGUAGGUGGAGCUGUUUAGUUGUCUCUCCUGGGCAUUUUAAAUGAGGGGUGGGGUCGCACAGUUUAGAGCAGGUUUAACACAACCCACUGAACACUAUGAAGCUGAUAGCUUAGUACAAUUUCAUGUUAUAUAAUUCUAGCCCACCUUUUGAACCUUAUUGGGUAAUCAGACAGCCACUGGAGCAAAGGGCCUGGAACAUGUGUCUCCCCCUAGAUGAGUACUCUGCCUACUGGGCUACAGAAUCUUGUAUCUUUGUUAGUUAACUUUUUCCUGUGUGCAUAGAAUCCUGGUCUGCAGAUGCAGCAAUUUCUAAUCCAGUCAACAUCCAUUCUCCCUCCAUGCUGUGUCUAUGGCAUUGUGGCCAGGCACAAUAGUAACUGUCAAGACUGGAAGCCUAUGAUUCGGGAGGGAAUCUAUUACUUUUUGCAUGCCCUAGCCUCACCCUCAGGGACUGCACAGGAUGGAGAGUGCUCAGGGGACUUGGAGAAACCUGAUGCACUGCUUUGGAAAAUCCCCCUCAGCACUCAACCCAGCCUUGCACCAUACUGUGAGCACACAGCUGAACAUUUUUGCCCAUGCAAAGUGUAUUUGUAGAAAGUUGACUUUAUGUAUUUAUUUUCCAGAUAGUCCUGAGGAGGAAAAGGAAUCACUGAUGGAAAAAAUGAAGGAAGUGGGAAAGAGAAAGAGGAAACUUGAACAGGAAAAGGGUGAAUUGCAGGCUCAGAUAGGAUCCGUCGAGAAGGAAAUGAGAACUGUCGAGAAGGACAUGAAAUCUCUCAAGAAAUUAAUGAAGAAAGUGAGAAAGAGAAAGAAGUCUGACCAAAAAGUGGAGGAAGGAAAGGACAAUAAGAAGAGUAAGUUUGAAUUGAAUGGACUUCACAAGGGUGUCAGAUUGGAAUUUGCCAUUAAUCUCUUGAAUGGUUUCAAAAUCAGGCACAUUAGGAGAGUGUAUGUGUGUGGGGAUGGAGCUGAGAAGCACUUCUGUUUAACCAAUGAGAAAUGUUCUCUCUUUCUUUCUCUUCAUAUAGGUGGGAAAGAAAAUGAAGAAGAUGAACUCCAGAUAGAAAUGGGAAGACUCCAGAAAGAAAACAAUGAACUCCAAGUAGAACUGAAAUGGAGAAGGACUCACAGGUACGCAGAUGACAUCACACUUAAUCCAGACACAGCCCACCCCAACCUCUCCAUUUCUGAGGAUAAGAAGAAAAUUACUCAUGAAACCCAACCUAAAACAGUCCUAGCAACUCCAGAGAGGUUCGAUUCGACUGUCUCUGUGUUGGGCUCUGAAGGAUUCUCUGAUGGAAAGCAUUACUGGGAGGUCGAUGUCAGAAGCAGCAAUGACUGGGACCUGGGAGUGGCCGUAAAAUCAAUAGAGAGAAAAGGAAAACUUUUCCUGUCCCCUAAAGAGGGAUUCUGGGAUCUGGGUUGGAGUGGGAGAGAUUACUGGGCAAAAACUGAUCCAUGGACCUGGGUCAAGGUGCAAAAAAAGCCAGAGAAAAUUGGAGUUUACCUUAGUUACCAAGAGGGGCAGGUGACCUUUUUCAAUGUAACUGACAUGUCUGUGUUGUUCACAUUUAAUGAUUGUUCAUUCUCAGGAGAGGUUUAUCCAUUCUUUAAAAAUUCCCACAAAAAAACAUCAAUGAGAAUUUGUUCUUUAAGAGAAGAUGAAUGAGUUGAAAGUGGCACUGCCACUCAUUUAUCCUAAUGUAUCUUUGAAAUCAAAUUUCCCAUCAAUGAAUUUGAAUUACAUUUUGCCUCUAUAUUAAUUCUGUGGUGCCAUCUCUAAAACAGCACUGUUAUUCAUUUUAUGGCUGUGAACCUAUGACACCAAGUUUCUCUCCAAUAAAAUUUGAACUGUAGUUUUUACUCUGUACUUUGUGAGCUGCCAUCUUAAUUACUUGCUUUCAACAACAAAUGAUUUUUUUGUUA